AACCCUUCGCCGCGCGGAACCCGGCAUGGCGCGCGCGAAGACCCGAGCGGUGCCAGGCAUCUACACGAAAGCACUGGGAAGCAGCUAGGUGCAUCUUCCUAGCUGCAAAUAUGAAUUUGGGAGCGAUGAUGAUGCAAGUAGACCGAGUCUUCCAAACUCGUGGCAACUUUCCAUGUAGAUCUGUACGGCUGCAUCGUGUAAACCGCAGACUGGGAGCAUAAUUCUGCAUGUGCAUGGAAAGCGUGUAAGCGUCACCGAUACGCGCAUAUAUAAGACAAUUCGGUUCGGCCCUAGAUUCCUGUAUUUUAUAGCUUGUAAGCACAACUUCUUGGGUUACGCGUUUAAGUUUCCUGCAGCUGGGAAGGCGUGCGAAGCCCGCUGACGUCACCGGGGCGGGGCCUCGAGAGGCAAGAAAAGUUGGAGCCGUGAACCGUGGCCGCUGCGGGACUCGGCUUCACCAUGAGCACUCACAACUGCUCGGGGCUCCAGGUCCCGUGCAGCUCGGGCCAGCGGCUCCUGCAGCCCCUUUGGGACCAUGUGAGGACCUCAGAGUCAUUCUUCCAGUCGCCCCUGUUCCCGGUCGUCUUCGCGAUCGCCACCUACCUGGGCUUCUGCCUGCCUUUUGUGGCCUUGGAUUUCUUGUGUCCCUGGGUGCCCGCGCUGCGACGCUACAAGAUCCAUCCCGACUUUUCGCCGUCCGCACGGCAGUUGCUGCCCUGCCUGGGGCAGACGCUGUUCCAGCACCUGGUGUUCGUGUUCCCGGUGACGCUUCUGCACUGGGUCCGCAGCCCCGCGCAGCUGCCGCCCGAAGCCCCUGAGCUGCUGCAGCUCCUGCGCGAUGUGCUGCUCUGCCUGCUGCUCUUCGACGCCGAGUUCUUCGUGUGGCACGUGCUGCAUCACAAGGUGCCCUGGCUGUACCGCACCUUCCACAAGUUGCACCACCAGAACGCACCCCCGUUCGCGCUGGCCACGCAGUACAUGAGCGCCUGGGAACUGUUUUCCUUGGGCUCCUUCGACGUGAUGAACGUCAAGCUGCUCGGGUGCCACCCGCUCACCGUCCUGACUUUCCACUUGAUCAACAUCUGGCUGUCGGUGGAGGACCACUCGGGCUACGACUUCCCGUGGUCCACGCACAGACUGGUGCCUUGCGGCUGGUACGGGGGCGUGGCGCACCACGACCUGCACCACUCCCAGUUUAACUGCAAUUUCGCUCCCUACUUUACACACUGGGACAGAAUGCUGGGCACCCUGCGGCCUGCACCCCUCCCGGCGCAGGGCUGCGGCAGUGCUGAGUGCACUGUGGACUGCACGCUCCUGUGCGCUUCGCACUUGAGUCAGAAGAAACACUCAUCACACAGAGGCCUUCUACACCUGCCAUGCGCAUCCAUGAAGGUUGCACAUGGACACCUCCAAGGAGUGUCAUUUUCAUAGGCAUCAGUGUGAAUGUCAGCCCUGGAGGUGUUCCUGGCACAGUUUUCAGAUCUGCGUGGAGUAGAUCUGGAGUAAUGCUUUACUGGGAGAGGAGAAGAUUUUGCAGUGAUCACAUCCUCUUUUCAGUCAUUCUCCAGAAGGUACUUCCUACGCUUUUGUAGUUGAUCGUGGUGAAUUUGACCACAUGACUUUCACUGCAUGACAUGGCUUUCUCAACAUCAUGGUGACAGGUGCACUGCACUUGCACUUUCCUUUGAGUAUUCACAUUCCACAGACCGCUACAUUCCUGACACCUCCCAAAGAAUCACCGUCAAAGUAAUUGCCUGCUUGGACUUGGCACUGCAAGGGCAGAGCAUAGGGAAAAUAUGGGCAUCCACCUUGGGCACUUUC
Octodon degus (degu) is the source of this 1821-nucleotide messenger RNA. It is a transcript of the gene Ch25h, whose product is annotated as cholesterol 25-hydroxylase. The coding region runs from base 460 to 1431 and encodes 323 amino acids. Gene Ontology annotation, molecular function: iron ion binding; C-4 methylsterol oxidase activity; steroid hydroxylase activity. Gene Ontology annotation, biological process: cholesterol metabolic process; sterol biosynthetic process. The record is from RefSeq and is a predicted model, not a curated record. Lineage: Eukaryota; Metazoa; Chordata; Mammalia; Rodentia; Octodontidae. The transcript is spliced from 2 exons.